Lampris incognitus (smalleye Pacific opah) is the source of this 2314-nucleotide messenger RNA. It is a transcript of the gene nr1h5, whose product is annotated as nuclear receptor subfamily 1, group H, member 5. The record is from RefSeq and is a predicted model, not a curated record. Gene Ontology annotation, molecular function: zinc ion binding; RNA polymerase II cis-regulatory region sequence-specific DNA binding; nuclear receptor activity. Bases 93 to 1541 code for a protein of 482 amino acids. NCBI's taxonomy places the organism in Eukaryota, Metazoa, Chordata, Actinopteri, Lampriformes, Lampridae. The transcript has 11 exons. Gene Ontology annotation, biological process: positive regulation of transcription by RNA polymerase II; bile acid signaling pathway; negative regulation of inflammatory response.
GGAACCUCAACAUCACCAGGCCUUGCUGGAACAACAGUUUGGGACCAGGCAUGGACAGCUAAGAGACGCGAGGGGAGCUUUCAUCUGCCCACAUGACCGACUGGACCGGGUUGGACGCCAGCAUGUCCGCUGAGGGUUUCCUCUCUGCUGCAGAUACUUAUUGCCCCACAGAACCACUGCAGUACUAUGAUGUGCUGAGUGACCCACUGGUCUUCCCUUUGCAAGACCCCGACCUCCAGGUGCUCCCUUACAGCCAACCGCAGUUCCGCUCUACAAACCUCCCCGUCUCCCUCUAUGGAUCUUCAUCUUCAUCCACCUUAUCACUGUCUUCCUCCUCCCAAGCCUUAAAUAUUCCAUACCCAUACAGUCCUUACUGUACAGAGCCCCCCUGCGGUCCCUGUCUGAAAUCCCCGCAUGAGGGCCAAGGACAGAUGAUCGGGGUGGAUAGCUUGUCCUUGGGGCGAAGGAAACGACUGAGGCCUGGAGGAAGAUCCAGAGUGCAGCAGGAGCUCUGCGUGGUGUGUGGGGAUAAAGCAUCUGGAUAUCACUACAAUGCUCUCACUUGCGAGGGAUGCAAGGGUUUCUUCCGGCGCAGCGUGAGUAAAAAGGCUGUGUACCACUGUAAGAGCGGCGGUAACUGCGAGAUAGACAUGUACAUGAGGCGGAAGUGUCAGGACUGUCGACUGAGGAAAUGCCACGCCGUGGGCAUGCUAGCGGAAUGCUUGCUGACCGAGGUGCAGUGCCAGUCAAAGAGACUGAGGAAGGGAGCCAAGCCCAGGAAAGGUCCGGAAGCAGGGGAAGUCAGCUCCACCAGCAGGCUACCAGGACCGAUUCUGUCCGCCAGGUUGUCCCAACAGCAGAAGAACGUGGUGGAUAUGAUGGUGGAAGCCCAUCGGCAGUGCAGGACACUGGACUAUGAACACUGCAUGGUUUUUGCGUGGCCAGUCACAGAGGGACAGGGGACUGCGUCUGAGGAAGUACCGCCUCAGCUACACAGGAUGCUGCAGUUUGCCAGGACUGUGCCAGGCUUUCAUCUCCUGGACUUGUCAGACCAAAGCACUCUGCUGUCCAGCUGCUCUUUGGAGGUUAUGUUCCUGCUCUGGGCUCAAGAGAUCUCCCAUAACCCAGCAAGUCUCACCCCAGCCCUGCAGCAUUUCAAUGUUUCUAUUCACCGCUUGCUGAGAAACCUAGAGUCCAAGACCAUCAGCAGCAGGACUCCAAUGAUUUCAGGAAUCAAUGAGGACUUUUUAGUGCAAAUGCUCAACUUCUUUCAUAGUAUGACGGCAUUAAAAGUGACUGCUGAUGAAUAUGCCCUGCUCACUGCUACAACCCUGCUCUGCACAGACCGUGUGCCCCUGCUAGCUGCUGGUUGUGUGGAGAGUAUGCAGGAGCUGGUCUUGGAUCUGCUGUCCAGAGUCUGUGGUGCCCACGACAAGGCUGUGUGUGGAGGUGCCCAGCGUUUUGGUCGCCUGCUGGGGAGACUGACGGAGCUUCGAACCCUCCAUCACAACCAACUCCAUCUGCUGAGACUACAACCCUGACACGGAGGACAACCAGAGAAAGAUUCUCAUCUUGAAGGCAAAACCUGGUUGCCUGGGAAACCAGAUUAGCAUCAAGAGAACUGACGCUACUUUGGCCUCCCAUAGCUUUGUUGACAGAAAGUUCCCUUUAAAGGUCAUUUAACUCAUAUCAGUGUUAACACAAUACAAUUAACACUUACACUAUUUUAAAAAAAAAUUCCUCCUUUUCCUCCCUAAUUGUACUUGGCCGAUUACCCCACUCUUUCGAGCCGUCCCGAUCUCUGCUCCACCCCCUCUGCCGAUCCGGGGAGGGCUGCAGACUACUACAUACUUCCUCUGAUACAUGUGGAGUCGCCAGCCGCUUCUUUUCACCUGACAGUGAGGAGUUUCACCAGGGGCACGUAGCGCGUGGGAGGAUCACGCUAUUCCCCCCAGUUACUCCUCCCCCCCGAACAGGCGCCCCGACCGACCAGAGGAGGCAGUAGUGCAGCGACCAGGACACAUGCCCACAUCCGGCUUCCCACCCGCAGACACGGCCAAUUGUUUCUGUAGGGACGCCCGACUAAGGCGGAGGUAACACGGGAAUUCGAACCGGCGAUCCCCGUGUUGGUAGGCAACGGAAUAGACCACUACGUCAUCUCGACGCCCAUACACUUACACUAUUGAUCACUGUUAAGAAUUAAGUAUUAAAAUGUAAAAAAUAAAAAGUUCCUCUGUGUUGGUUUUAAGAAGUAUUACUUGGGUUGCAGUGACGUCACCUCCCGGGACUGUUCCUCUGUCAUUUCACAUUUUAG